Messenger RNA from Arachis ipaensis, 2056 nucleotides. Lineage: Eukaryota; Viridiplantae; Streptophyta; Magnoliopsida; Fabales; Fabaceae. The record is from RefSeq and is a predicted model, not a curated record.
CGCGUGGUACAGCCGAGCUUCCCCUCUGUUUCGCCGUGUUUUUGCUGCCGUUUCGCCGUGCUUCUGCCGCUAUUCAACCUAUGUUCCGUCGCGUGGUACAGCCUCAGUUCAGACGCCGUUCCGCCGCUGCUCAGCCCUCUGUUCAGCCAUCUCCGUCGAGUUAUAAAGCUCCAGCUCCCUCUCCCUCCUCUGUUGAUUUCCAGAACGUGUGAAAGCCUAAGAAAACAAAGCAAAGCAUGAAAACAUGAAGUCCCUCACAGUCACAGCCAGUGUUUUGAACCCCACAAAUCAAACACCGGCCAACAAACUCCACUUCUUCCACUCUCACUCUCUCUCAUUCUCACUCUUCUUCCCACACACGUCAUCAAACUUGAAAUGCCACCAUCAAACGCCAAUCAUCACAGCAUGCUCUUCUUCUUCUUCUCCGAUCGAAAUCGACAUGGUGAAGAACAACCAAGGAAUCUACACCCCUAAGCACCCCAAAGUAGUCGUCCUCUGGGACCUCGACAACAAGCCCCCACGAGGACCCCCAUACGACGCCGCACGCUCCCUCACGCGCCUCGCAACUCACCUCGGCAACGUCGUCGACAUCUCCGCCUACGCCAAUCGCCACACAUUCAUCCACCUCCCGCAGUGGGUCCUACAGGAUCGCCGGCAGAGAAAGCACCUCGACGUGCUGGAACGGAAGGGCCUGGUGGUGCCGUCAGAGCCCUACAGGUGUUCCGUCUGCGGGAGAAAAUGUCGCACCAAUCUGGAUCUGAAGAAGCAUUUCAGGCAGUUGCAUGAACGAGAGAGGCAGAAGAAGCUUAAUCGGAUGAAAUCCUUGAAAGGGAAGAAACGGCAGCGUUUUAAAGAGAGGUUUAUUCAGGGGAAUGAAAAGUAUAAUGAGGCUGCUAGGUCUCUCAUCAGGCCCAAGAUUGGUUAUGGGCUAGCUUCAGAGCUGAGGAGGGCUGGGGUAUAUGUGAAGACUGUGGAGGAUAAGCCUCAGGCUGCAGAUUGGGCAUUGAAGAGGCAGAUGCAGCACUCAAUGACCAGGGGGAUUGAUUGGCUGGUUUUGGUUUCAGAUGAUUCGGAUUUCGCAGAGAUGUUGAGGAGAGCAAGAGAGAGGGAAUUGGGGACAGUGGUCGUUGGGGAUUGGGAUAGGGCACUGGGGAGGCACGCCGAUUUGUGGUUUCCUUGGAUUGAUGUUGAGAAUGGGAAUGUCUCGGAGAAGGAUCUGGUGAUCGAGAACAGCAGGAGUAGGGCUCGAAGGGACGGUUUUGUCGUGGAAGAAGAAGAUGAUGAUGGGUUUUUUUCAUUGUCGAGAUUUGACAGUGGUGGUGGUCAUGGGAGUAGUGAUUUGGAUGAGCUUGUAGAUGAACUUGCAGCAGCGAGGACUGAUUUUACUGCGGCAAUUUCAGAGGAGGAUGAAGACGAUUAUCUGUUGGGGAGUAGUGAGGAUGAAUACAUAGAAGAUUAUGAUGAAGACAGUGAUCAAGAAGAUGAUGGGUUCUAUUGACAUGGCAGCUAUGAACCAAUGAUUGAUUCUUUUCUAUGAGCAAUUCUUAUUAUAGCGUCUUGGAAUCUCUGUAUAUAUUCUUGUGGAAAGCUAAAAUGUGGACCAAAAAGGAAACAAUUGUCACUUUUUUGGACCUUACGGUACCAAAAAGUGGUGGGAAUGAUCUUAUCUUUGGAGGAUUGAAAUGAAGUACCAGUAUUUUUUUAAACAGGGAUAUGUUGGUUUCAGAGUCAAAUUUUUUUAUUGGAGGAGGAAUGGGAAUAACCAAUUGAAUGGAGGAUAAUGUUAUGUGGCAACUUGAACUCAUGGCAUCUAUAGCUGAUGGAGUAUGGUUCCUCCUGCUAUAAAAAUGAGGUCUUUGUUUUAACGAUGCUGCCUGCAAUUCUUUUUUCUUCAGCAUUCUGCUAUAGGUAGUGCUGGUUCAAGAUUCAAGCUUUUGAAUGGUAUAUAUUUACUGUGAAGCAUUUCAAAUUAUUUUUUUCUUAUUAAUAAGACUCUAUUUAUUUCCCAAGUAUAUUAUAACCAUAUUUAACAGAGAAAUUGAAGGUUUUUGUGUCA